Messenger RNA from Polistes canadensis, 3798 nucleotides. It is a transcript of the gene Vps50, whose product is annotated as syndetin. Gene Ontology annotation, biological process: retrograde transport, endosome to Golgi; endocytic recycling. Gene Ontology annotation, molecular function: SNARE binding. The transcript is spliced from 9 exons. The coding region runs from base 539 to 3337 and encodes 932 amino acids. Gene Ontology annotation, cellular component: EARP complex. The record is from RefSeq and is a predicted model, not a curated record. NCBI's taxonomy places the organism in Eukaryota, Metazoa, Arthropoda, Insecta, Hymenoptera, Vespidae.
UUAGUUGAAUAAAUAAACGUUAAGCAUUAUUUGUAUGAACUAUAAUAAGGUCUAAGAUACAGUGAUUAUAGUGUAGUAAUUAAUAUUGUUAAUUAUAAACAUACGUGAAUAUAUUUCUUUAGAUAGUUUUUAAUUGUAUAAUGUAAUUUACGUUGGAAAUAAGAUUACUCAAUUACAGUUUGUCUGUGUUUACGUUUGGGAAAUUCCCCAAUUGUCAGAUGUAGAAAAAAAUAAAAGAAAAUAUAUAGGAUCGGUCUAUCAUUAAUAUUACGUAUUAUAAACACAUACACACACAUAUUGACUCACGAUCGGAAUUUAUUAUGUGAUCAUAAAGUGCAAUGUGCAAUGUAAUAAUGCAACUGAAAGAUUAUUUAUAAAAUAAGAUUGAUGAUAAUACGUUCGAUGUUGUCCUACUGUUGUCUACGUUGACAAUAGGAAGACGAAUUUUGAAAAUAAAAAACAUGCAUCGGUAGUUUUAAGUAAUCAAGAUCUGUCAUUAAAGUAUAAAAGUAUUAAAUGAAACACACAAGUUUUCAUCAUGGAAGAUUUGAAAUACAAAUUCUUGAGUUUUAUUAACAAACAGAAUACAGUGAAAGUUCCGAUUAUGGGUUUAAAUCCAGCCUUGUUAGAAACGGAACAAAAAUGCGAAGACUUACAAUCUGAAACAGGACAAUCGACUGAAAGUGAACAUAUUCCGGAUCAAGAAAUAUUGGAAUCUAUUGAGAAGAUUUAUUUUAGAAAAGAUGAUGACUUUGAUCCAAGUAGAUACGAGUUAGAAAAAUUAUUAAAAGUAUUGCAGUCAAAGGAAAUAGAAAAGCGUUACAAGAAACUUAAACAACAGUAUCAAGUUGUGUCGAAGAAAGUAUUGCAGCUAAUUCUGCAGAAACAAAGUGCUUACGAAAAGGAAUUCGAUAAUAUCUUAGUCAUACAAAACCAACUUCAGAAUAUGUUGGCAAUAUGCAGAAUGGGAAGGCAGGAUCUGAAAGUAGCUAAGGAACAAUUUACUAAAGCCAUUUUAGGAAUAUUGGCCAAUUAUAAAAAACGUCAAGAUAUUGAGAAAUUAUUAAAAAAUGUACAUACCAUCAAAAAUUUUCAACGUAUGGGAGACCAAUUGGAGGAACUUCUGGGCAAGAAAAAUUAUCCUGGCGCAAUUUCACUUUUAUUAAAAUGUCAACGAGAUGCGCAGACUUACAAGCACUUUAAAUGCAUCGCAGCUUUGAAUGGAAAAUUACAAGAUAUUUUAGAACAAACUGAGAAGACUUUAGACGAUACACUUUCUAAAAUGUGCACGCACUUUGAUGAAACUGUAUAUACUUCAAUACAAGAAGCUUACAUGUUAUUAGGAAAAGCAGAAACUGCUGUAGAUCAAACGAAUUUGCAUUUUACUGCUGCCAUUCAUAAUACAGCAUUCUCUGUUAUUCAUUCGUACACGGAAGAAGAUACGCAGAAACAUUAUAUACAAUUAUGUCAAUCUGUACCUAAAGAUAAAUCUGUACUUUGCUUGAUAGAACUUUGUAUAUCGCUGUGGAACAUACUGAUCUCUUAUUGUCGAGUUAUUUGUUGGCAUAAUGUACAUGAGAGUAGUAAAAAGAAUCAUUCGGAGGAGAAGGAUUUUGAAAAAAUUAUUACUAAUCAAUAUGCCAAGCAUAAAUUAGAUUUAAGUAGUAUGAUGCGAAUGUGGUCCGAGGUAGAAGCUGAAAUAUCCAUGUAUUUGUCCAACGCCGACUUGGUUUAUAUUAAAUUCGAACAGUAUGUUCACAUCUUGGGAAUAGUUAAUCGAUUAAUGGAACUUGGAGAAUUGUCUGGUUAUAAAUUUGAAAGGUUACAAGAAUUCAUGCAAAAACAAUCUCAAUUAUAUUUUUCACAUUACAACUUGUCUCGUUUGGAUGAACUUAGAAUAUUUCUUGAAAACGAUGGAUGGGAAUUGUGCCCUGUUAAACCUAAUUUCGUGGCAACUCAAUUGCAAGAAUUCAAAAGUUUGAAACCAAUAUUAAACAAAUCUAAAGUAUGCAACGGUUUGGAUACUUCGAUCAUCAGUGAAACUGAAACCUCUAUAGAUAUUGAAUUGUUGUUACAAAAGUAUCUUGAAUAUGGUGCAUCACCUUUCACUGUUGGACUCGAUGACACAGUAGAAGAAGAUAUUUCUGCUCGUUACAAGGAUGACUUAUCCGAUGAUUCCGACGAUGAUAUAUUUGAUGAAAUAAGUCGUGAAUACGUCGAUGAAUCGGAACACACUAAAGUUAAUAAAAAGAAACAUAAACACAAACAUAACGAACCAAUAGUUACGAAUACAACUCUGACCAUUUUGAGGGUGUGUGGAAAGUAUUUGCAAAUGUCCAGGCUCUUAAGAUCAAUUGCAGUCGCUGUUACUAAAAGCAUGAUACAAUUUUUUGAAAUUUAUUUCUACACAGUGCAUUUAUUUUUCACCGCAGAUCUUCAAAUAAGCAGUGAAAUUUUGUAUAGUCCAAGAUUAAAAUUGUCACUUAAUCGUAUGAAAGACAACUUCAUAGUCAGUGAAACUGAAACGGACGAUAAUGCGAGUUCAAAUUGUAAUAAUAAAGUGAGACAACCGCAUUUGUCUUCUAGUGUCAUCUUGUCGCAACCUGAUAAACUUUAUGGAUUAACUGAACGUAUUGUAGCUGUUGAAUCAUUAAUAUUUUUAGGACAACAAUACGAAAACUUAAAAACUUAUUUAGAACACCUCCUUGGUAGUAGUCCACAAAGAGGAUUUUUGCAUCCUUUUUAUACGCAAACAAUUGUAUGUACUACAGAUUUAAGAAAACCAGUUUAUAUGGCAGUGGUGUCGCAAACAUUCGAUAUAGCAAAUAUUUUAAAUUUGAUGAAUAAAGUCAAUUGGGAAGUAACUGAUGUUAUGUCUCAGCAUAGUAAUUACAUCGAUGUUUUAUUAAAGGAGAUAAAUGUGUUGAAUGAAAAAUUAAAUAACAUUGCAAAUUCGAUUCCUUUAUCCGAAGAAGUUCAUGCUUCCAUAUGGGAAAAUGUUGCACAUUUAAUUACGCACACUUUGGUUGAAGGUUUUUCCUGCGCAAAAAAAUGUUCGAAUGGAGGAAGAGGAUUAAUGCAACUGGAUUUCACGCAAUUGAAAUUAAAAUUUGAACAAUUGUCUACCCUAAAACCGAUGCCGCAUAAUGAUUACGUAGAAUCUUAUAUCAAAGCUUAUUAUCUACCAGAAAAUAGUUUGGAAGAAUGGAUCAAAGAGCAUAAAGAAUACUCAGUAAAACAUUUGAUAGGAUUGAUUUGUUCCGUUUGUCAAAAUAACAAAAAAACAAGACAACGUUUAAUAGCCAGCGUAGACAACGAGCAAAGACCUUGUAGAUAGCAUCAAAUAAUCCACUAUAGUACGGCACAAGAUUUAGUUGAAAUAGAGAUUAUCUGAAAAGAGGUAUAAUAUCAUUUAUAAAUAUACAGUGGGUGUCAUUUAAAAUCGUAUGCUGUUAAGAUUAUUAGAUUUUUGCUUGAAAAUUAUUGGCAUAAUUUAUUCAGUAUGAAGACACAAUUUAGAAAUGAAUACAUUAAUAUAUUUGUAUUACAUAUUUAAUGAGAGUUUUAUGAUAGGCAAAUUUCGGAUUUGAAAUUAUCGAAUGACAUCAUUAAAAUCGAACGUUCGAUAUUUUGGCGAUUAUCGAAGUAUAUCGAGACUACAGUAUCAUUUCGUAAUACGAGUGAAGAAGAUCGAAAUUUUAUCCUUCUUACAAGUAAGCUUUAAAUAAUAAAACAAUAAUACAUUGUUUAAAUAAUUUAAAUAAUUUUGAUUUGAUAUUUUAUUCAAUGAAAAUUUGA